GCGCGUACCAGUGUUUCUACCCAACUGGUCGUGUUCCCAGCAUUCUCUCUCUACCUCGCAAAGGAGAUGGAUUCGUGGGACUCUUGGGUAGAAGACUCACUUUCAAGGUUGGAGUCACUGAAACUUCUUCGUUCCCUCAGACCGAUUCAUCUCCCCAUCAAUGAUGAAGACAAACACUGCCAAAGAACUCAAAACUUCGAUCAAUUCGAGACUUUUGAUGGUCCGAGGCAAUGGGACAGGGCAUCAGUGGAAGUAGUGAUGAAAGAGUCCACAUUCCAGAGAUGGCUGGAAAAUGUUCCUAGUUCAGGAUAUGACAAUGUAUAUAAGAACAAAGAGGAUGAUGAACUGGGAAGAAGGCCGGAUGAUGGUUUCAGGAAGCUGCUCUUAUUUUCUGGAAAUGAUUACUUGAGUUUGAGUUCACACCCAACAAUUGCUAAAGCUGCUUCGAAGGCAGCUCUACUUCAUGGAAUGGGUCCAAGAGGUUCGGCUUUGAUAUGCGGGUAUACGAAUUAUCAUAGGCGCCUUGAGUCAUGCUUGGCAGACUUGAAAAAGAAACAAGAUUGCCUUCUUUGUCCUACAGGCUUUGCAGCCAAUAUGGCUGUAAUGACGGCAAUAGGAAGUAUUAGCUCUCUGUUAUCAACUGGUGAAAAACCUCUUGAAGAGGAAAGAGUUGCUGUAUUUUCUGAUGCCCUGAAUCAUGCAUCCAUAAUUGAUGGUAUUCGUCUUGCUGAGAAGCAAGGAAAUGUGAAGGCUUUCAUCUAUAGGCAUUGCGAUACUUCUCAUCUGAACAUGUUACUAUCAACUUGCAAUAUGAAGAAGAAGGUUGUUGUGACAGAUAGCUUGUUCAGUAUGGACGGUGACUUUGCACCAAUGGUUGAGCUUGCAAAUUUAAGGAAGAAGCACGGAUUUCUAUUGGUCAUUGAUGAUGCUCAUGGAACGUUUGUAUGCGGUGAGAAUGGUGCAGGUGUAGCUGAUGAAUUUAAUUGUGUAAAUGACGUGGAUAUAUGCAUAGGCACUUUGAGCAAAGCUGCAGGUUGCCAUGGUGGAUUCAUAGCUUGCAGUGAAAGUUGGAAGCAACUUAUACAAUCAAGGGGACGAUCUUUCAUUUUCUCAACUUCUACACCCUUGCCCGUUAUAGCUGCUGCACAUGCUGCUGUUAAUGUGGCAAAAAAAGAGGCCUGGCGUAGGACAGCUAUUUGGAGUCGUGUAAGGGACUUUCGCAAUCUUACUGGAAUCCCCAUCACAAGUCCCAUUAUUUCACUUAUUGUAGGAAGUGAAGAAAAGGCUUUGCAAGCUAGCCGGCAUCUAUUGAUGUCUGGUUUCCAUGUAACUGCAAUCAGACCUCCAACUGUCCCACACAAUUCAUGCAGGUUGAGGGUAACAUUGACCGCAGCACAUACACAUGAUGACUUGAAGAAGCUCACAGCUUCUCUUUCACAAUGUAUCAACUUCCAAAGUAUAACCGUUGUUAGCACAAAUGGGUAUGCAAGAUUGUAGCCUCUUUGUAAUUCUCAAUAUAUCUCUCUCCCAUAAUUAAUUGAUGCAUAAUGGGAUUGUAAAAAUAAAUUAAAUAUUCAUGUUGCAAAGAUAAUGCAAAUGUUAUUACACACUGCCAAUUGGCAAAGCUUUAUGUGGUAGUCUUUGGUUUCUA
Impatiens glandulifera is the source of this 1651-nucleotide messenger RNA. RefSeq names its product 8-amino-7-oxononanoate synthase. Lineage: Eukaryota; Viridiplantae; Streptophyta; Magnoliopsida; Ericales; Balsaminaceae. Gene Ontology annotation, molecular function: pyridoxal phosphate binding. The coding region runs from base 67 to 1497 and encodes 476 amino acids. The record is from RefSeq and is a predicted model, not a curated record. The transcript has 11 exons. Gene Ontology annotation, biological process: biosynthetic process.